Messenger RNA from Lecanosticta acicola, 767 nucleotides. The record is from the annotation of a GenBank genome assembly. Lineage: Eukaryota; Fungi; Ascomycota; Dothideomycetes; Mycosphaerellales; Mycosphaerellaceae.
AUGGUCUACUAUUUCAAGAGCACCGCCGUCGAUCCACCGGCCUUCAUCUACGUCGGCAAAGACAAGGUAGAAAGUACGCACGGCAUGGAAAAUCCGACCACCACACCUUGCCGGAAACCCAUACUGACUUGGCUAGAGAUGAGGACCUCAUAGCGCACGGCUGGCCGCAAGACGUCUGGUUCCACGUCGACAACCUCUCCUCCGCGCACGUCUACCUGCGCCUGCCCGCAGAGCAAACAUGGGAUUCCGUCCCGCGCGACCUCCUCACGGACUGCGCCCAGCUCACCAAGGCCAACAGUAUUGAGGGCAACAAGAAGGACAACAUCACCGUCAUCUACACCCCGUGGGCGAAUCUCAAGAAGACGGGGGAUAUGGCGACGGGGCAGGUGGGGUUUCACAACAAUAAGCUGGUCCGGAAGGUGCAUGUGGAGAAGCGGGAGAAUGCGAUUGUGAAUCGCUUGAACAAGACCAAGGAGGAGAGAUAUCCGGAUCUGAGGGCGGAGAAGGAGGCGGUGGAGAGGGAGGAUCGGAAGGUGGAGAGGAUCAAGCAGCAGGAGAAGGUGAGUUGACUCGAUUGUGGACGAGUAGGUAGGUGCGAUGCGUGGAGAAGUGCUAACGUUGCUGUGAUUUUGCAGAAGAAAGAAGAUCAGAAGCUGGCCGAGGAGCGGCAGCGAUUGAAGUGGCAGAAGGAGCACAUGUACGACGAUGUGCACACGGAGGAGAAUAUGGUCAGCAAUGAAGACUACGAUCCGGAUGACUUCAUGUGA